CAAAGCUGUUAGGUCAAGCGAAUUCGAGGGAUCGAAAAAAUCCGGGGAGUAAUUCGUCACCUCCUUUCACACACCGCAAUCAUGAACGUGCCGGUGUUCAUCGAUAUUGCCGUGCCACAUCAGACCUUGGAACUGCGAAGUUUUUUCAAGUCCCUUGGAGCUGAAAUUUCUGAAGAAAAUGCUGAGUCUGGACUGUCGACUGAUCUAAAGAACAUAUUGGAGGCGAGCAAGUUUUGUUGGAACCUCAACAAUGAUACAGAAAUUGAAAUGGUCUUCAGUGGCAUCAUUUCACUGCUGCUAGUAGUCCCGGUGGCAGAGGCAGAAAGUGUGGUCACUCUUUUCUGUGAAAAGGUGGGAAAGCUGCCUGACGGGGACAAACGGGCAGCUUUAAGAUUGCGGAUGUUGAGUAACCUGUUUUAUGGGCUGGAUGAAGAGGCAAGCCUGAGAUAUGUGGUUUUGUGCAGUAUGGUGCGUCUGGCUGGACAGAAUGAUCUACUCUCUAUGGUGCCUGUCGAUCUAGACAAGAUAAAGAAGUGGAUUGGUCAAUGGAAAAUCAGUUCUGCCAAAGUCCAAGUGCUGUACAGGACAAUGCAUGAGUCUUUGAUAGCCUGUAACAUGAGAGAGCUGGCCACCAAGGUCAUGAUUGAGCUGCUGGGCACGUACACAGAGGACAAUGCCUCUCAGGCCAGGGACGACGCCCACAAGUGUAUCGUCACCUGUCUGGCUGACCCAAACACCUUCCUGAUGGAUCACCUCCUCUCCCUCAAGCCGGUCAAGUUUCUGGAGGGAGAGCUCAUUCAUGAUCUUUUAACAAUAUUUGUGUCUGGUAACCUUGGUCAAUACCAGCAGUUCUACAAGAAUCACACAGACUUCAUUAACUCACUAGGUCCUUCUCAUGAAGAGAAUGUGCGGAAGAUGCGACUUUUGACCUUCAUGCAGAUGUGUGAGAACCGCAAGGAAAUGGACUUUAGUCUGAUACAAGAAGAGAUGCAGCUUGACAAAGAUCAAGUUGAGGAAUUCGUCAUCGAUGUGCUGAAGACAAAAGCUGUGCGGGCGAGGAUAGACCAGAUCCAGGAGAAAGUGAUUGUCAGCUCCACCACCUUCAGGACAUUCAGCAAGCACCACUGGCAGAUUAUUCGUCAGCACUUAGCGACAUGGCAGGAGAAUCUGGGACGGCUAGAUGUAAACUUUGAAAAUGUAUCUCUCAUCCAGUCACAAGUACAGCAGCAACAGUAGUCUUGGGAAUUUUUCAGUCUUAUUUUUCUUUUCUUUUCUCUUUGAUGUUUUUUUCUUCUUUAUCGCCAUUUUCGGGUUGGUCAGAAUUUCAACAAAACUUUACUGGGUUGGAUCAAAAGGGGUUUGAAGAAUUUCAGAGCAUACCUUUGAUUUGUAAAUAAAUUAUCGUAUUCUAC
Aplysia californica (California sea hare) is the source of this 1412-nucleotide messenger RNA. Its product is annotated as eukaryotic translation initiation factor 3 subunit M. The record is from RefSeq and is a predicted model, not a curated record. The transcript has 10 exons. Gene Ontology annotation, molecular function: translation initiation factor activity. Lineage: Eukaryota; Metazoa; Mollusca; Gastropoda; Aplysiida; Aplysiidae. Gene Ontology annotation, biological process: cytoplasmic translational initiation. Gene Ontology annotation, cellular component: eukaryotic translation initiation factor 3 complex; cytoplasm. The coding region runs from base 82 to 1236 and encodes 384 amino acids.